AUGACAUCUGCUCCAUACCCACAUGUAUUUAGAGCAAUAUCUCGCUAUGUAGACGUUUGGAAUGGCACGCUCAGAUGUUUUGUUUCGACUGGUAUACCGUAUGUCGUUUACAGCAUGCAUCAACAACAUCAAAAUGAUACCUAUCAAAUUACAAGCAUAGUAACCAAAUAUGAGCCACACAAUUCAUGUGAAACACCACAAACACCAACAACAGACAACUUCAUCACAAAAAAAAAUUUUCUCACAUACGCAACUUCCUCUAGUGAUGAUUUAGACGAAAAUAACAAUGCUUACCAUACAAGUUUAACUGGCGGUAUACUUCUGGUAUCACCCGAUGUAUCAAAAAUAUUUGAUUAUGCCGAACAUGGAAACUUUGAGGGUAUGAACAAAGUAUUACAAGUACACCACACGCAAGCCGUUCAAAUGAAAAAUGAAAAAGAACAAACACUGUUACAUGUUGCUGUCAUAUUUUCGUUCUCAUACGUGUGGAUUCGAUUACUAUUAAUGCGUGAAUCUAAUCCAUGUGCACAAGAUAAAGAUGGAUAUACUCCUUUACAUUACGCUGUUGAAAAGGAUGAUGUUGAGAUGGUGAAAGCGCUCACUGCCAGAUUUUGUAUCAAACUGAACACAUUACCAGAUGCUGCAAUAGACAAAAUACAUGCAGAUUGUAUGAGAGCGUUAACAGUAACAGAUAAAUUGGGUCGGACUGUUUUCAUGCUAGCUUGUUAUAAAGGAUCAUUGAAAUGUGCUACCUAUCUGAAUCCACAACAAACGCAGGAUAAUUUCAAUAUGACGGAUAUUUAUGGUGAUACAUCAUUGCACUAUGCUGUUGCGCGCGAUGAUAAGUAUUUAACUGAAAUGCUACUCACUGGUGGUAAAGCCGAUGUUAAUGGUGGAGAACUUACACGUCCAAGUGCGUUAGAUGUAGCGAUAUUUAAUCAAAAUUCUAAACUAACAGAGUUACUACUAACCAACAAGGGUAAAAGCCGAUGUUUCAUUAAACGUAAAACUCAAAAUCGCACAAUGUUUGAAGAUGAUUUGAAUCUUAUUAUCAAACGUUUACCAGCUGCUUCUUGCAAAGAAGAAAAACAGCAAGUAGAUACAGUGAAUAUUGAUAGCUCAUUCAAAGCUUUAGAAUCUCAACAUUGUACCUCUGCUACUACUGUUGCAGAAGUGGUAAUGGGCGAUGACACCCUCGGAAAACAAGCAACUGAAUGUGAUAAAACAACAGUACACCAAAUAACAGUAAAAAACUGUCACAGUGCUCUCAGAUGCCGUCUACAACACCACGUUCUUUUAAUGAAAGAGUUGGGUUAUUUACAUCCGGAUGUUGCGAAAUCACAUUAUAAUAUAGCAUUGAUUUAUCAUAUAACAGGUGAUUAUGCAUCUGCUCUGAUACAUUAUGAAAAAGCAAUUGAUAUAGUAGAACAACUUUCAUUAUCACUGCAUGAUUAUGUUGAUAUUCCAGAUUAUUAUGCCAAUCGAGCUCUCAUUCAUGCCAUUCAUCAAGAAUUUGAUAGUGCAUGUAAGAAUUUUAUACAAGCACUAGAAAUGAGAAAAGCGUAUUUUCCGAAACAUUUUGAUGUAAUACAAAGAUUAGAACAACUCAUAGAGAAAGUCAAACCCCAAAUGAAUUUAUAUUGCGUCUGA
Didymodactylos carnosus is the source of this 1650-nucleotide messenger RNA. Lineage: Eukaryota; Metazoa; Rotifera; Eurotatoria; Philodinida; Philodinidae. The record is from the annotation of a GenBank genome assembly.